This is a messenger RNA of Poecilia latipinna (sailfin molly), 4955 nucleotides long. RefSeq lists its product as uncharacterized. The coding region runs from base 118 to 3087 and encodes 989 amino acids. The transcript has 11 exons. The record is from RefSeq and is a predicted model, not a curated record. NCBI's taxonomy places the organism in Eukaryota, Metazoa, Chordata, Actinopteri, Cyprinodontiformes, Poeciliidae.
GGAAGUGGAAGCAUCAGAUCCAACGGAGCGCUUCCUUGUUGCUAGCAGAAGUAAAUAAAAAAAGGGGGGAAGUUGCAGCUAAAAAUAAUCGUGGAUUUCACCAGUUAUCUGGAAAAAAUGCCCCGUGGAAGCGAAAUCCCCGAAGGCAUCAGGUCGACAGCUGUCGAUCUGCACAAAGCUGGGAAGGGCUACAAGUUCAUUUCAAAGACUUUAGAGAUUCCUCCUUCCACGGUGAGGAGCAUUAUCGUUAAGUGGAAACGGUUUAACACCGUAGCCACGCUGCCACGAAGUGGGAGACCCUCGAAGGGGAAUCCUAGAAGGAAACGGAAAGAAAAGCUGGAUGAGGCUGAUGCUGCUGGUCCUGCUAGUGAAAAAGAUGGCGACCCUGAUAAGCCGGAUCUCCUCAGCAAGGUGCUGCUUGCAGCUGGAAACACCGACUCCAACUCCACUGAAUCCAAACCUUCAAAGGAAGAGCUGGAGUCAUCCAGACCAACUCUCCACAGCGGAGAUAAAGAAAUGAGAGACUUGAACAGCAGCUGUGAAGAGGGAGACAACACGGGACAGUCCGACUCCGACGAAGAUCCGAUGUCCAGUUUCCUGUUUGCCAGAUCAACAGGGGAAGCAGAGGACCAGGAAAGGGUUGAUCAUCCUGGACGAGCUUGUGACACAGAAGAUCCAGAUGAGUCCCAGAAGGAUGAGAGCACUGUUGAAGAAGACGGCGACGCAGAACCGUCGGAUACAGACGAAGAAGAUCCGCUGGCCAGUUAUCUUUUUGGAAGAGCGAGAGAAUUGACAGGAGAACAUCCACAGCAUGAAAAGCGUAAAACUUCAGCUUCAUGUGACGACACACCAGAAGACGAUCCCAUGGAGCAGAUUUUUGACCCAAACUUUGACGAUGAGAAGAAGAUUUACGCCGGUUCUUCAGUCAGUGUGAGAGCGCUCCUCCUCCUCCUCCUGGCCUUCAUCCUGAAGCACGACUUGUCAAAAGCAGCCACCAAAGACCUCCUGGCCCUCCUCAACCUCAUGGUGCCUGGAUGCAUUCCCAGCUCUCUGCAGUUCAUAAAGAAACAUUUGACUGACAUUGACAAGAAGACAGAGAUCCACUUGUACUGUCCCAGGUGUGAAAACUACCUGGGUGUAGAGCCUGGGACCGAGUGCGGAGUGUGUCAGCAGCGCUUGAGCAAAAAGAGUCUGCUUGAAAAGGCAAACUACUUCCUGGUGUUGCCUCUAGAAAACCAACUGAGGAAGGUCCUCAAACGCCUUCACUCAAAGCUGGGGAAGCAUUUUACGAAGGACGAUUACGUUUCUGACGUCAACACCGGCGGUGAAUAUAAGCACAAAGAGCAGGAGGGCAGUAUUACACUUACCUUCACAUGUGACAGCUCUCCUCUCCUCAAUUCAUCCAAGUUUUCAGUCUGGCCCAUCCUGUGCACCAUCAACGAACUUCCGUAUGUGGAGCGGUGUAAGAAUGUCCUGCUGCACACGUUGUGGUUCGGCAAAGGAAAGCCGCUGCUUCAGUGUUUCUUUACGCCGUUCAUUAACGAGCUUCAUAAACUCUCUCACGAGGGCUUCACUUGGGAAGACGAGAGCGGGUUAGAGCUUAACACCAGCGUGUUGGCGAAAAUCUGCGUGUGCGAUUCAGUGGUGAGGUCAGCGGUGCAGAACUUUCAGCCGUUCAGUUCGGAGUUUGGCUGCGGGUUCUGCUACCACAAGGGAGAGCUGGUUCAGAAGGGCCGGGGUUACACCAGAGUCUAUCCGGUUCAGGUGGACGGAUGUGACCUGCGGCACAUGGCUGAGACGGAGCAGCUGGCCAUCGUAGUGAUCGAGAAUGGGUAUCCACAAGGUCAAAUGGGUGUCAAAGGUCACAGUCCGCUGCUUCUGCUGCCUUCGUUUGACGUCGUCAAGGGUUUUAUCCCAGAUUACAUGCACUGUGUUUGUCUUGGGGUUGUUCCUGAGUUUGUCAAUCUUUGGUUGGAUCCUCUUUAUGGCAGAAAGCGCUUCCACCUUUCACCUCAGAGUUUGAAGAACCUGGACAAAGCUUUGUCUGCCAUCCAACCCCCAGAUGAGAUCAGACAAAGACCUCGGCGCCUCAGUGAGAGGAUGCAUUGGGAAGCAUCCGAGUGGCGAGCGUUUGCUCUUCUCUACUCUCCUGUAAUACUGAGGAAGGUUUUACCAAACCUGUACUACAAACACUGGAUGCUUCUCAUUUCAUCGCUUCACAUCCUCCUCUCCCAGUUUGCCACCCAGGAGGAGAUCAGCUGUGCAGAGCUGUGCCUGGUUAAGUUCGUCUCCCAGGUGCCGUCUCUGUACGGACUUGAGCAUUGCUCAUUUAACUGCCACUUGCUGAUGCAUCUCACGGACUGUGCCCGUAACUGGGGACUACUGUGGGCCAACUCCGCCUUCGUCUUUCAGGGUGUACACAGCCGACUCCUGCAGAUGUACGCCAGGGCUCAGUCUGCGCCAUCCAACAUCUUCAAACAGAUAGUUUCCUAUGAUGAGAUUAUCAUGAAAGGAAGCGAUGUUCUGAAAGAUGCUGGUACAGAAAUCACAGACCUGUUUUCUUCCAUGACAAGCUGUGGUAUCCUUACCAAGUCAUCCAGCUGCAUCAGUGAAGACGUGUUUACUUUGGGAUGCGGCUCUCAGAGAUCUCUAACUGUGAGAGAACUUGCUGCAUUGCAGAGCAAAGAUACACGACCCGUUACUGAAUACGCACGUUUUGUCUACAGAGACAUGAUGGUCACCACUUUGGACUACAGCGUCUCUUGCAAAAGGAACAACUCAGUCAUAGAAACGACCAGCGGCUUUGUUCUUGUAGAGUCCGUGGUGGUUGACGAGAGGCAUUGCAGCUGCGAGAGAUCGUCCGACUGCUCCUGCAGAGAACUGGUUGCUUUCUGCAGAAAACUGCUUCCCUCAAACUCCCAACCAACAAUCCAGAAUGAGCAGAUCAACAGAAACAUUGCAGAGUUCCUCGUAAGAGUGAGGAGUUCAGAUGAACUGUGUGCAGUGACAUGUCAGGACAUUGUUUCGAAAUGUUUUGUGAUGGAGCAGAAGGGUCGGCUAUAUGUCAUCAGAAUGCCAGUGUUAUAAGUGUUCCUUUGUCUUGUCAUGCAGUUUGUUGUGUUUCCACAUUCACACAGGAGUUGUGUGAUGAGCUUAUUUUCUGUGAGAUGAUUAAGUAUUUAGUAAAUUCAACCAUCCUGCAUUUUUAGCAGUGUUGGCUUGUUCACAUGGUGAGUUUAAGAUGCUCUACCAGAAAGAAGUACAUUUCAGUACAUAGUUUUGACCUUUCUAAGAUGUUUUAUCGGCCUCUGUUCCAUUGGCCAAUCAGCAGAAGGCACCAAUUCCCGGAGUGCUGUCCUGGUCUCCAGGCUCCUUUUACUGACUUUUCAUGGAAAACGUCCUAGAAAUUGCAUUAUAAUGAAUUUUAUGGAUUCUGUGCCUUCAGCAUACUCAUAACACAGAUCUAGUAAGUGUAAUCAGUUCUGUCACUGAAACGUUUUCCAUUCAAUCACUGUAGUUGUGAAGAAAAAAAAUCAAAAGAAUCAGGACCAAAGAUCAAAUUUGAACAUUAAGUCAGUUUCCACCAAAGGUAUAUAACCAAGGUUUUUUACUGAGAGACUGUGCGGAAAAGCUAACUGGCACCUUAUGCUGCUCACCCUAAUGGCAUUGAAGCAACGAUAUGCAACACCUGUCUGAAAAGGCCAAGGAACUUAAGUCAUCCAGUACCUUUAUAGACAGUUAGCUGAAGUCUAUAGUAUCUGAUCAGGUGAUUGUUGCCACCCAGUUGCGAUGAAAGGGUAACCAUCGCAAGAGUGAGAUCAGCAAAAACCUUUGUGCGACUUGUUGGUUCAAACAACCCUGCAGACUUUGUUGACUUAGUGGUAUCCUUGGAUGAGGUCUCUGAUGAGCUGAAAACAGUGAGUGUUUUCAAGGAGUGACAAAAGAUGUUCAGCACAAGCUGCUAAGAGUGGAUGCUACCGGAUAUCAGAAAGUUGGUUUGUAGCUAUCCAAGCUAAUGAGACCGCCAGGAUCUUGUAUGUGCUGAGAAAUAUUGACGCUCACCUUGAAGUCAAAGAGUUUGACCUCCAGUUUGGUGUCAAGUGUAAAGCGGUCAGAAAGGCAGUCAGCUGAACUAAGUCUGAGGGCCUAGUUCUCAACUGGAAGAAGAUAGAGCACUCCUACCGCGUUGGGGCAGAGUCUACCUCAAGGAGAGAAGUUCAGCCAUGUUAAGGUCUUGUUGACAAGUAAUGAUUGGAUGGAGCAAGAGAUAGACUUAGACACACUGGUACUGCUCCAGUCUGUCACAGAGAUCCAGGAUAUGUAUCAUGAUUGAAUUUGGAGAAGAGCCCUGCUCCUGUUUUGAUUGGAGUACCUCUGAAUUGCCUCCAUUUGGAGGUUGUCUGGACAUGUCCUACUGGGAGGAAGCUGCAGGGCAGAACCAGAGUUUGGUCGAGGGUCUGUAUGUCCCUUUUGACCUGGGAACCCCUUGGGAUACUCCAGAAUGGGUUUGAGAGCAGCACCGGAACCUCAGUGACCCAAUCUCAGAUAAAUAUAAGGCAGAGUAUGAAGGCAAGUGGCAUGCACUGCUAUGAACAAGACCUAAGCUGAUUAUGCUGGAAACCACUUCUAACAUACCAACAGUGAGAUUUCUUACCUGAGGAAUGGGCAUUGUUUUCCCCAGAUCACUCAAACGUACCAGCAUUUCUAAUGAAAUCCUUGCAGAAAGGGCAUUCGCUCUUUGGAUGGACUUAAAGAGAACUAAAAUGACACGUCUGGCUUUGUGAGGAUGAUGCCUUCCAGUUUUUUCUCUGGCUGUUUCAUAAAAUCCCAGCUCCCAUCGGCAUCCCGUGCCUGGAGGUAUAGAAAGACACUGAUGUAGUCUUGAUCAAACGUACCCUCCAGAGCUUUUCAAGCCAUCUGGCGUCAAUAAGGUUCUCAUCACAACAGCAGUAGGA